Pipistrellus nathusii (Nathusius's pipistrelle) is the source of this 864-nucleotide messenger RNA. The record is from the annotation of a GenBank genome assembly. NCBI's taxonomy places the organism in Eukaryota, Metazoa, Chordata, Mammalia, Chiroptera, Vespertilionidae.
AUGGCGCCCGCCCUGCCGCGGCUGCUGAGCGCGGGUGCGUGGCCCCGGCCGCUCGGGCUGCACGUCCUCCGGGCGGCGACCCCGGGGCCCGCCGGGCCGCGCGGCAGGACGCUGGGGAGCGCCGCGCCCGCCGCCCAGAGCGAGCCCGCGGGCGGCGGCGGCCUGGCAGACCCCCGGGACCGCGUCCUCAGCGAGCCCCUCCGGCACCCGGACUUCUUCAGCGUCCGGGAGCUGUUCUCCGUGCGCAGCCUCUUCGACGCCCGCGUGCACCUGGGCCACAAGGCCGGCUGCCGGCACAGGUUCAUGGAGCCCUACAUCUUCGGGAGCCGCCUGGGCCAGGACAUCAUCGACCUGGAGCAGACGGCGGCGCACCUGCAGCUGGCCUUGAACUUCACGGCUCACGUGGCCUUCCGCGGGGGCAUCAUCCUGUUUGUGAGCCGCCACCGGCAGUUCUGCCACCUGGUGGAGAACACGGCCCGCGACUGCGGGGAGUACGCCCACACCCGCUACUUCAAGGGCGGCCUGCUGACCAACGCGCCGCUGCUGCUGGGCCCCGGCGCGCGCCUGCCCGACCUCGUGGUCUUCCUGCACACGCUCAACAACGUGUUCGAGCCCCACGUGGCCGUGCGCGACGCCGCCAAGAUGAACAUCCCCACCGUGGGCGUCGUGGACACCAACUGCAACCCCUGCCUGCUCACCUACCCCGUGCCCGGCAACGACGACUCGCCGCCCGCCGUCGAGCUCUUCUGCCGGCUCUUCCGCACCGCGGUCCGCCGCGCCAAGGACAAGCGCCGGCAGGUAGAGGCCCUGUACCGGCUGCAGGGCCGGGAGGGGCCCUCCGCUGUGACCGGUCCCCCCUCCUGA